AUGGAGAAACAAAGUUUCUUAUUGCCGUUUGCAUUCACCAAAUCGUCCUCAUUCAACGAAUCGGAUGUGUUGAACAAAACCCCGAGACAGAAGUCGGUGAUUGACGAAAAUGCAGAAAGCAUUUACCAUACAAGAAAAACUUGGGGGUCGCACACUAUUGACAGGCCCACUUUACACAUAAAUGGUGCCGCCCCUUCAUUGAAGAGACGAAUGGGAAGAAGUUUUAACGACAAAGAUGAUGUGAAAAAAAUAGCUAUCGCUAACAGAGAUUCAGAUUCUAGCUCUGAUUUUGAGGAGGAGCCUACAAUGGUUGAUGAGGAUGCGAAUGAUAACAACGCACAGCUUCCUCCGAGCAGUCCAGUUGGAGAUGGUCAGAGGGGAAACGAGUUGAUGUCGGAGUUUGAUUUCGCUACCAAUCCUACCACAAGUUUUCAAAUACCCAAGUCUCCCCCUAAAAGGCAUGACAACAAUCGUGACUCUAUUAAGACCUCGCCACAAAAGCCCGUCAGCUCUGAACCAGACUUUGGGAUUGAUAAGUUUAACAGAUACAGAGUCAGUUUCAAUGACAGGUUGAAAAACGCACCAUCGUCAUCCAAUGCUGAUGAUCAAGAUGAUGAAACAAAACAAGAACAAAGAAGUAUUGCUUAUAACAAGGCAAGAACAAAGAUCUUGGAUGCUUUUGAGAAUGUGAAGACUGUGAUAGACUUGCAAAAUAUGGGGUUGUAUGAAAUCCCCGACGAGAUCAAAGACUUGAAUAACUUGGUCAUAAUUGAAAGCUUCAGCGAGGAGGCAUCCAUUGAGUUUCCCUAUCAACUCUACCUCACGGGGAACCAGCUAUCCCAACUUUCACCUUCUUUGUUCAAGUUCACAAAGCUACAAGUCUUGUCUUUGCGGCGCAAUAAACUUAAAACUAUCCCGCCAUUGAUUGGUAAGUUGGAGAACUUGAUCGAUUUGUCUUUGAGCUCGAAUAAGAUUGAGUUUUUGCCUUACCAAAUUCUUGGAUUGACAAAGCUAUCAAAUUUCACUGCUGGACCAAAUCCAUUUCUUCCAGUUCCUGAAAAUGCAAUCACAAUGAGUAGCAAAGGUGCUACUACAUUUAUUCCAAAGUUGAGAUCACCAGUCAAGUGUCUAGCGUCUAAAGUCAGUGAAUUGCCUACUUUAAAAACUUUGUGUCUCAAUAUUAUUGCGAAGCAUGACGUGUCGUACUCGGAGACAAAACUAUGGAAGAAACAUACUCCAAGAAUGCACCAUGCACUUAUUAUCGAAGCUUUAAGAAAGGGCAAGUUUAAAGAUACUUGUUGUGAGUGCGAUAUAAUAGUAGUGGAGCCAAUGGCUGAGGUUAUAGAGUGGUGGGAUAUAUUGCAAAAUAGGAAUGUUCCUCUCCGAAGACAAUUUUGCUCUCAGAGAUGUGUCAAGAGAUAUGAAAAUCGAUUGGAAGCAUAG
Molecule: messenger RNA, 1443 nt
Organism: Lodderomyces theae
Lineage: Eukaryota; Fungi; Ascomycota; Pichiomycetes; Serinales; Debaryomycetaceae
Product: leucine-rich repeat domain-containing protein
Exons: 1
Coding region: 1-1443 (480 amino acids)
Molecular function (GO): protein binding
Source: RefSeq, a predicted model, not a curated record